UUUACAAUUUUAUCACAGACAUCAAGUUAUCUGAAUGCAAUACAAAUAUACAAAUAAUAUUGUCCCGACUUAGCUGCAGUUUGUACUUAGUAUUAAUUGUCCAAUUUGUCCAGUAUUCAGGUAUGGCUACUAAAUUUAGGUAGCGUGUUGUACGACUUCUCAAAUGCUUCUAUAUUCUCUAACUAUUGUUUAUAAAUUCUUUUAUUAAUAUAAUAAAAUUUGCAUCGUUGAUCCUGUAUCACACGGAGUUUGGAUCCACAUUUUUAUUGAAAUAUUGUGAAAAGCAACUAUAUUGGAAAUGUCUUCAUCUCAAGAAUCAAUGAAUGAUGAUCCAUCCACAUGCGAGAUCGUUGAUUUUAGUAUCUAUUACUUAGACAUGGUGCAAUGUCCAUUAAAUCCGAACCACAGACUUCGACGUCACAGGUUGCCGUAUCAUCUUGUAAAGUGCAAAAAGUCAUUUCCGAAUAAAGUUCAAUGUCCUUUUGGGCAUUACUAUUAUUUAGAAAAACAUGAAAUGGCUAAUCAUUUACUAACAUGCCCUCAUAAGCCUAGGUUUGCUCAAGCUGAAGAAAUGCAACCACACAAAGUUCAAGCUCAACAAACUAAAAAUGAGAAUAUUGUCUACAACUAUGAUGUUGAAAAUUACCAAAUUGAUGAACCCUAUUGGGAUUGAUAUACUUCACUGAUAUCGUCACUUAUUAUUAAACAUCAUUAGACUGUGAAAAUUUUCAUUUUUUUUUAAACUAUUCAACUAUUUUAAGGAUUCGGGAAGAUUUCACUUGAAAUUUUUAUCAUUAAACUAACUGCUAAAAAAUGUAUAUGAAAU
Myzus persicae (green peach aphid) is the source of this 826-nucleotide messenger RNA. RefSeq names its product gametocyte-specific factor 1-like. NCBI's taxonomy places the organism in Eukaryota, Metazoa, Arthropoda, Insecta, Hemiptera, Aphididae. The coding region runs from base 299 to 673 and encodes 124 amino acids. The record is from RefSeq and is a predicted model, not a curated record. The transcript is spliced from 2 exons.